This is a messenger RNA of Trichoderma virens Gv29-8, 1380 nucleotides long. RefSeq lists its product as uncharacterized. Gene Ontology annotation, molecular function: glycerone kinase activity. Gene Ontology annotation, biological process: glycerol catabolic process. The transcript is spliced from 4 exons. The record is from RefSeq and is a predicted model, not a curated record. Gene Ontology annotation, cellular component: cytosol. The annotation marks the transcript as partial. NCBI's taxonomy places the organism in Eukaryota, Fungi, Ascomycota, Sordariomycetes, Hypocreales, Hypocreaceae.
AUGAUUGUGAAAAACUAUACAGGUGAUAAACUCAACUUCGGACUCGCGGCUGAGAAAGCCAAGGCGGAAUACGGACGGAACGUAGGCGUUGUCUUCGUGGGGGAGGACGUUUCUGUUGAGGGGAACUCCCUCGUUGGACAGAGGGGGUUGGCAGGUGUAGUGCUUGUAUUGAAGGUGGCAGGCGCCAAAGCUACGAAAGGUGUGGUCCUCGAGGAAGUUAUGAGGGUGGCACAGAAGGCCGCAAAUCGCAUGGCUACUGCUGCUGCAAGUCUGGACAGAUGUAGCGUUCCAGGAAGAGAAAACCAGGAGUCACUACCUUUUGGCGAGGUUGAGUACGGCAUGGGCAUCCACAACGAGCCCGGUGUACGGCGUGAAGUACUUGCAUCUCUUGAAGAAAGCAUCGAGAAGGUUAUUAAUAUUUUACUUGCUGAACGAACAAAUGGAUGGAAUAUGGCAGCUAACAUGGACCUUGCGCUUAUGAUAAAUAACCUCGGUGGCCUAAGUCAGCUUGAGCUCAAUGUGAUUGCUGAUGAAGUUCUUUCCCAGCUUCAAAAAAGAGGUUUAAAUAUUAAGAAGUUGAUGGUAGGAUCAUUUCUUACUUGUUUGGACGCUCCUGGAUUCUCAGUAACUCUCUUGGAACUGGACAUCGAAAUUGAGGAAUUACUAGACGCACCUACCUCUGCGCCGGCUUGGCCUCAUACGAUAUGGAAGACGGACGUCGUGAGAUCACAAUGUGUGAGGCUACCUGCCAUGAAGGACCAUUCGGGCGUACUUCACGAGCGAGUAGAGGAUUAUGUUGCCUCCGAUUCUUCCCGAUAUGAUCUUGUGGCAAUAGACAUUGGUGUUGUUGCGGAAGUGGUGGAUGCUAUUGAAAAGUCUACGGUGGAGGAUGAGCCCUUGAUUACCAAAUACGAUACAAUAGCCGGAGACGGAGACUGUGGAGAAACUCUGUUGAACGGUGUCAACGCUCUUGUAAGGCUCUUUAACGGUUACCAUGGUCCUAAGAUGACACUAUAUGAGAUUUUCAGGCUAGCUGCAACAGCAGCGGAGCGCGGUAUGGGGGGCACCUCUGGGGCAAUUUAUGCUAUUUUUCUUAACGCUGUAUCGACGUCACUGGCGAAAUCCUCAGACUCAUCGACUUCAAAAAGCGUUCCAGAGCUACUCAAACAAGCUCUUCUAGAGGGAUUGCAAGAUCUCUAUAAAUAUACGCUUGCUCGGAGAGGUCACCGGACACUUAUGGAUGCGCUGAUUCCGUUCGUCGAAACUCUCCAAGAAAGUAGUCUUCAGGAAGCAUAUGCGAAAGCGCGGCAAGGAGCAGAAUUGACGAAGAAUAUGACAGCCACAUUGGGAAGAGCCAGCUAUGUUAGCAAAACUGUUUUU